AGUGGCAACGCUGUCAGCAAGCAAAAGCCGUAUCAACAACGAAAUAAAAUACAACGAUUUAUAGUCGCAGUUUCUGUACAUUUGGAACUCAAAGCAGCCGCGUCAUGAAAAUAUUAUGCGAGGUGCAAGUGGUAAAUCGUACAACGCAGGCAAAUCGAACACCGAGAGCUGUGAAAUCAACACUGGCCAUUGGCUAUAAACAAAGUGCGCGGGAUUCCAAUGGCAAUACCAAAAAGGAGCUGGAAAUGGUGUUGUUCACUCCUCAGGUGAAGACUGGCACGCGGUACAAGGUGCGCGACAACAUACACUGCGUCCACACCAAAUUUGUGCUGGACGGCAAGGUUACCAUUGGUUUCAAGCAGCCGGCAGAGAAUUUGUUAAUCAAAUGUGAUCCCAUACAACUGAAGGGUUUCCUACAGACCCUCAAGUUGGGCAUGGAAGGCAAGGAUGCCAUCAAUCUGAGACUGAACAUAGCUUCGGCAACGGCCAUACCACAAAAGUCGCAGCCACAGCAACGCAUGACCAUCAACAAACGCAGCGAAUAUCCCAUCAAAGGUUUCCCGCGCACCCUCAAAUCGCUGACCAUCAACAACAUACAACUGAUGAAGCUUAGCUUCGAGAUCUGCACACUACGUAAUCUCACAUCUUUGGAUGUCAGUGGCAACAAGCUGACAAAGAUUCCUAUUGAAUUGGGUCGAUUGCCGCUGACCACGCUGCAUUUGAGCGGCAACUCUUUGGGCGAGCUUAACGACUGGUGUUGGCUGCGUGGCAGCAAGCUGAGCGAGUCCCUCUGCGAGCUGGACUUGUCGGCCAACGGACUCAGUUACUUUCCACCUGCAUUGGUCAGAUACGAGCGUCUGGUCACGCUUAAUCUGAACCAUAAUAAUCUACGUCACCUGCCAUUUGCCAUACGUCGCCUACAGAAGCUGCGUUCGUUGCAUGUGUCUAGCAAUAAACUGGAAUCGUUGCCCGCUGCCAUUGAAGAUCUGCACAUUGAUUUGCUGGAUGUUUGGGGCAACUGCUUUAAGGGUUUCAAUGUGGAAGCAGUUCAAACGCAAGUCAAACGGACUUCGGCAGUACACACACCUGCCCCGCUUUGGUUGCAAGCGGCACGAGUUGUCUCCAACCAUAAGUUGCCCUAUUCGGCGAGCACAUUGCCAGCCAUACUCAUUGAACUCAUCUCGGAGGCGCCCAAGUGCCUCUGUGGUAAAUUGUGUUAUGCUCUGGAAUCACAGGAUCUGUUGAAACGCGUAACGCAGCCGAAGUUUACUCAUAUCAAGAAUCUGACCUAUAGUCGCGAGCAUAUGAUAUAUUCCGAUGUGAUCAUCUGUGGACCCAAUUGCUGUGCCUAUCAGCAGUUGAAGGCUCUUUUUAGUAUUCUAAUCUCUUGAGAAUGUUUAAAACGAGUUGUUCUCUUUUGUUUAAUGUAUUCUAUUACCGUUCUAAAAUGAGAUUCCGUUUAAAAAAACAUAUACUUUGUAUUGUUUCGGUAUGGAUAUUAUAUUUAUACUGGUAUAUGUUUUUUAUAUGGGCAUGUAACGGUUCAAAUUUGAACAAUUGUUUCUUAGUAAUAGCAACAAUGAAUUCCAUUCCAAUAAUUAAAACGAAUUCAGUUUGUGAGA
This is a messenger RNA of Drosophila innubila, 1622 nucleotides long. It is a transcript of the gene Lrr47, whose product is annotated as leucine-rich repeat protein 1. Gene Ontology annotation, molecular function: protein binding. The transcript has 2 exons. The record is from RefSeq and is a predicted model, not a curated record. Lineage: Eukaryota; Metazoa; Arthropoda; Insecta; Diptera; Drosophilidae. The coding region runs from base 105 to 1391 and encodes 428 amino acids.